This is a messenger RNA of Syngnathus typhle (broad-nosed pipefish), 4450 nucleotides long. RefSeq names its product acid-sensing (proton-gated) ion channel 1b (gene asic1b). Gene Ontology annotation, cellular component: membrane. The record is from RefSeq and is a predicted model, not a curated record. Gene Ontology annotation, biological process: sodium ion transmembrane transport. The transcript is spliced from 11 exons. Lineage: Eukaryota; Metazoa; Chordata; Actinopteri; Syngnathiformes; Syngnathidae. The coding region runs from base 747 to 2333 and encodes 528 amino acids.
CAGCAGCCUGCGAGGUUGCCUGGGAAGAAGCGGACUGUUUCUUUCCAGCUCUGUCUUUUUCUUCCACCACCACCACCACCACCACCACCACCAGUAGCAGCAACAGGAGCGGCAGCAGGAGCAGGAGCAGUAGCAGGAGCAGGAGCAGCCUGCCAGGUGCACAUCUCCUCCUUAUCCUCCUCCUCCUCCUCCUCCUCCUCCGGGAAUCUUUGCAUUCAAAGCGGACUGAUUAGCUGCAUUGUGGAAGGCGGAGAAGGAGGGAAGGAUGCCAGAAAGCGAGCCGAGCCAAAGCCGAUGGUGUGACAGCUCGUCAUGAUGCAGCUGUUUCGAGAGCCGGGCUGCUUUUUCCACUAAAAAAGGAAGAAAGAAAAAACAUCUCUCCAAAUUCCAUGAUUCAAAUCUCCGGGACGUGUCUGGAUUAUUAUUGAAGAUCGUUGCGAGACGACAGCGCCUCUUUCUUUUUGGGUUUGGCGAGGUCACUUGCUGAAGUACGAGCCGCGCCGAGCCGCGCCGCGCCGCGCCGCGCCGGCUUCUUUUGUCACUGAUGCCAGCCCAGCUCAGCUCAGCCUCGGCACUUUUACUCCUCCAGCGUGGUUCGGAUCAAGGGCGUGAACUUGCACACUCGGAACCUUCAGUCAGCCGUCCUUAAAGAAGCCUUGCGAUCUCUAAACAAGGCUUGAGCUGUCAUUUCUUUUCCAAUCCAAGCACGCAUCAGUCCAAUCCAGUCCAGUCCAGUCCAGCCCAGCAUGGCUCUCAAAACGGACUCUGAGGAGCUGGACUACGCGAGCCCGCCCCCCAUCCAAGUGUUCGCCAGUCGCUCCACGCUGCACGGCAUCUCGCACAUGUUCACGUACGAGCGCAUGUGCGUCAAGCGCAGCCUGUGGAUCCUCUUCUUCCUGGGCUCCGUGGGCGUGCUGGCGCUGGUGUGCGUGGACCGCGUGCACUUGUACUUCCAGUACCCGCACAUCACCAAGCUGGACGAGGUGGCCGCGCCGCUCAUGGAGUUCCCGGCGGUCACCUUCUGCAACCUGAACGCUUUCCGCUUCAGUCGGGUGACGCGCAACGAUCUCUACCACGCCGGCGAGCUGCUGGCCUUGCUCAACGGCAGGUACGAGAUCCGGGACCCGCACCUGGUGGAGGAACACGUCCUGCAGGUCCUCAAGGAGAGGGCCGACUUUGACAACUACAAGCCCCGGCCCUUCAACAUGCGCGAGUUCUACGACCGGACGGGCCACGACAUCAAGGACAUGCUGCUGUCCUGCUACUACCGUGGCAUGGAGUGCAGCGCCGAAUACUUCAAAGUGAUCUUCACACGCUACGGAAAGUGCUACACCUUCAACUCAGGCCAGGAUGGUCGGCCUUUGCUGUUGACCAUGAAGGGCGGCAUGGGCAACGGUCUGGAGCUGAUGCUCGACAUCCAACAGGACGAAUACUUGCCCGUGUGGGGAGAGACGGACGAGACGUCGUUUGAAGCAGGCAUCAAGGUUCAGAUCCACGCGCAGGACGAACCGCCGUUCAUCGACCAGCUGGGAUUUGGGGUGGCGCCAGGCUUCCAGACCUUUGUUUCCUGUCAGGAACAAAGGCUGACCUAUCUGCCGCCUCCGUGGGGCGACUGCAAAGCCACCCCAAUGGACUCGGACUUCUUCAGCACGUACAGCAUCACAGCCUGUCGCAUUGACUGCGAGACGCGCUACCUGGUGGAGAACUGCAACUGCAGGAUGGUCCACAUGCCCGGAGAUGCCCCUUACUGCACCCCUGAGCAGUAUAAGGAAUGUGCAGAUCCAGCCUUGGACUUCCUGGUCGAAAGGGACAACGACUACUGCGUGUGCGAGACACCGUGCAACUUGACGCGCUACGGUAAAGAGAUGUCUUUCGUCAAGAUCCCUAGCAAAGCGUCGGCCAAGUAUCUGGCCAAGAAGUUCAACAAGACGGAGCAGUACAUUGCAGAUAACCUUCUGGUUCUGGAUAUCUUCUUUGAAGCCCUUAACUAUGAAACCAUCGAACAAAAGAAGGCCUACGAGCUGGCCGGCCUCCUGGGUGACAUUGGUGGUCAGAUGGGCCUCUUUAUCGGAGCCAGCAUUCUUACCAUCCUGGAACUCUUUGACUACCUCUACGAGGUGAUCAAGUAUAAGCUGUGCCGAUGCGUGAAGAAGAAACAUAAAGGGCGCAGCAACAACAACGACCGGGGCACUGUGCUGACUUUGGACGAUGUCAAGCACCAUGUCAGUAAACCUCAGGCUCCAUGCGACAACCUGUGCACACCAUCAACGUACCCGGGCAACAUGCUACCUCAUCAUCCGGCCCAGGGAAACUUUGAGGACUUCACCUGCUGAGCUGAACGUGACCCGAGCUUGUGUGAGUGCGUGCGUGCGUGCGUGUAUUGCAACCAAAGUCCAAACCAUACAAGGAAGACUAUCAGGGCAGAAUCUGAUGCCAAGGCCAAACAAAAUGCAGUUUUGUAUGCGAAAUUCAGAAGGAAAACUGUUGCCCCAAGCUUAACGGACAAGAGAGUGCACCCCGGAACAUCCACUUCACCCAGGACUCAAAUUGAUUUGACUUUAUGGAUCACUGCCACAAACAUGAACCGUUUUCUUACAAGAAAGGUCAACUAGAGUCCCCCAAAAAUCAAGAGAACCCACCCACCUUCAUAUGCCAGAGAGUCUGACGUCUUUGCUCAGCACAUGUCGCGACAUCAUGACAUGUGUUGACAGAGCCAGCGAGCGAGCCAGCGAGCCUUGGCGGAAACUUCAGGUCUCACUGUGUACUGUAAAUGCAUGCUCAUAUUUUUCCAUUUGCAUGUCUUAAUGUUUUUUGUUUUUUUUUAAAUAUGCGGUAUAUACAUAUAUGUACGCAUCAGUAUGAAUACUAUUCGAUAACUAUCUCAUUGUUUGCCUCAUUCAGCAGGGGGAAGAUCCCAUGUACUAUAUUUGUGUGCGUGUGUAAAUGACGCAGAAGAUGGCAUUCGUCACAGCACUGACAACAUUCAAAUGUGAUGCCUUGAGAUACAAGUUGCGUGUGUUUCGUGAGGGCAAUCAUAACUUCUUGACCCAGAAUUUGUGCAAAGUAAAUGGAAUGUAGAGAUUUGAACAGUUGGUGCGCGAUGAUUAAUGAACUGCGGUUCCUUCCAAACGACAAAGACUUUCACAAUCACAGAGUGACUUAGUGAGAUGCAGUAAUAUUAGUCUUUUCCUACGGAUGAUAAACAAUAUAUGCCUCCGGCCGGCUAUUGUUUGUCCAAAAGUGUUGCUUCACUCUUUGUGUUCAAUAAGAUAUUAUUAUAUUAUUAUCAUUAAGCCUGUUAACAACAUCAAAGCAAACAAUCAGAGGACAAGUCGUAUCUCCAAAGACCUGCAAGGUGGCUUCACUCGUAUCUCAAGGCACCACUGUAUGAGGAAAACGUUCAACUGCCAGGGUUCCUUAUUGUAUCUCACACCAACAACGGUAUCGCUUUUGAAUGUUACAUCAUAAAAAAAAAACGGCCAAGGUACACGAUGUUACAUGAGAGCCUUUUUCGUUGCUCAUGUUCAACCCGGCUCCUUUUUUUAAACUUGCAGGGUUCCAUUCGCUGAGUGACGGUAAGAACCCUGUCGCUUUUGAAUGUGAUCUAAGUCAAGAGGGCCACGCUGGCUUUGCAUUCUACUUGCAGCCUCUCUCUUUUACGGGUAACCCUGUUGGUCUACUUGCAGGGUUCCUUUUUGUACGUCUGUUGCUUUUGAAUGUUGUACAAUCCAAGCGGUCACAUUUUCCCUUUCCUCUCUAAGUCGACCAAUUCUCAACCCAAUGGCCCUUUUAAACUUCCAGGGCUCCUAAUGCUGUGUCACGGGAAGAUCCAAAUUGCCUUUGAAUGUCAUCCCACCGAAGUAGGCAUGAUGUUGAAAUCAUUUCUUUCUCUCGUCUCACAUGACUUUCUUGGAUCUUUCAUUUUGAAUGUUCCCAGAUGUCAUAUCUUAAGGUUGAUCGCUUAAAAGUCGAGUUUCCAAUAUCUUUUUAAAUAUCACAACGACCUGUCGUUUGAACCAGGGUGUGUCGACAUUUUUCAUCCGCUCUAUUGGUUUUGUUUUUCUGUUCAUUUGUACUCAUCCAUCCAUCCAUCCAUCCAUCCAUCCAUCCACCCAUCCCUGCCUGGAGGGACAAUGUUGGGGAGAGGACUCCUUUUGUGUUGUGGGGCUGUUGAACCGUUUCCGUAUCUGUGUUCUUGUUGCAGACGUCUUCUCAAAGCACAAUACCACCACUAUGUAUGUAGAGCUAAUGUAAAAGAAAAUGUACUCUUCUUCUUCUUCUGGAUAUAUGUCAUAUGAUUAGUAUCGUGCCGAUCUGACUGUUUUCUUUUGCAUUUCAUACGAAACGCGCUUACAUAUCCGCCCGAUAAUCCUGUCUCCAUCUACCAGGCAAUGGGCUGUUUUAUUGACUUCGCCCUGCAUAAAUAAAAUGUAAAUAUCAUUUUGGAAAA